AUGGCACCCAAGAGACCUAUUGACGAUGAUGGCACAUCUCCAAAGCCGAAGAAGCAGCGAACCGGCUUCACGGUUGGACCUGCCAACCUGCCGGAUGGUACAUACAAAAGAAAAGUAAUCAAAAUCAAGAAGGAUCUCAUCCAUAAAGCCAAACUCAAGAAAUCCUAUGCAAAACUCAAAGCCCGCGAACCAGCACUCGAAUCAGCACCCGCAUUUGCAGCAGAGGCUGCACCAACACCCGAACCCGCAUCGCAAGAACUACAUCCAGAAAGACAAGCUAUGCUUGAUGCGCCCGAACCUACUCUACCCCCUCCACUUCGACAACCAUUGUCUCGACCGCAGCAAUCCCGCAAUCGCAACAAUAAACCUGCGUAUUUCGAGAAAGAGCAGGCCUUUGCAGAGCAGAAGAAAGCAGAAGCAGAAGCUAGGAGACUAGAGUUUGAGCGCAGAGAAAGGGAGAAGAAAGAGAAGGUUGAAGAGCGGGAGAAAUUUCGAAAAGCUAUGGCGAAAGCACGGACAGGAGGGAAGAAUGGGCAGAGGAAGCUGGGGAAAGAAAGUCAAGUACUGCUCCAGAAAGUACAGAGGAUGGUUAGUAAGUGAGGAAAAUUUCAAGACUAUGAGUCUAUGUCUAUGUUAUGAAGUCUGUGUUGAAAAUUACACAAGACAGGAGCGAAAUAUAUACCCGGUGCAAGUCAAGCCAGGAGCUCUCAGCAAGA
Messenger RNA from Mollisia scopiformis, 716 nucleotides. RefSeq lists its product as uncharacterized. The transcript has 2 exons. The coding region runs from base 1 to 600 and encodes 199 amino acids. NCBI's taxonomy places the organism in Eukaryota, Fungi, Ascomycota, Leotiomycetes, Helotiales, Mollisiaceae. The record is from RefSeq and is a predicted model, not a curated record.